Molecule: messenger RNA, 1019 nt
Organism: Elaeis guineensis (African oil palm)
Lineage: Eukaryota; Viridiplantae; Streptophyta; Magnoliopsida; Arecales; Arecaceae
Source: RefSeq, a predicted model, not a curated record
ACUGGUAUAAGAUGAGAGUUUCUGUUAAUAUCAUCACCCAGAACCGAGCAUCCUCUCUUCAGAGGCUCCUCAGAUCCCUCCAAAAUGCCUACUAUCUCGGGGAUGAGAUCCCUUUGAGCUUCAACAUGGACGGCAAGGUUGAUGAGGAGACACUGAAGGUCGUAGGAUCCUUCGAAUGGGAACAAGGUCCUAAACUCAUACGGAGGCGCAUCAUUCAAGGUGGGCUGAUUCGAGCCGUGAGCGAGAGCUGGUACCCAUCAUCUGACCAUGACUUCGGCCUCCUACUGGAAGAUGACAUCGAGGUCUCCCCCUACUACUACCUCUGGAUAAAGUAUGCGCUCCUAGCCUACCACUACGACCCCCAGGUCGCGCUCCCAGAGCUCUCUUCCAUCUCUCUCUACACCCCACGCCUUGUCGAAGUAGUGAAAGAAAGGCCCAGAUGGAAUGCUACUGAUUUCUUCAAGAAGAUCCACCCCAACACCCCAUAUCUCCACCAGCUCCCGUGCAGUUGGGGUGCAGUUUUCUUUGCCAAGCAAUGGAGAGAAUUCUAUGCUUACAUGGGCUCGAGGUUCACCGAAGAUGCCAAGCAAAACCCGGUUCAGAUCCCCAGGUCCAGGACCAACGGGUGGCAAGCUUCUUGGAAGAAGUUCCUCAUCGACAUGAUGUACCUGAGAGGAUAUGUGAGCCUGUACCCAAACUUCCCCGACCAAAUGAGCUUCUCGACCAACCAUAUGGAGCCCGGUGCGCACAUCAAUGCCAAGGACAAUGUAGUGAAGCACAAGAAGGAAGACUUUGAGGUGCCACUGGUGGAGGAUGAUUUCACGAGCUUAUUGCCGGCGGGGAAGCUGCCUCCUGCUUCGAAGCUGCCAGUGAUUAACCUAUUCAACCAACCAAUCUCUUUGAAGGGAUUGAAAGCAGCAGGGGCGAAGCUCGGGCAAGAUGUGAUCAGCUGCAGCGAAUCAGAGCUUGUUAUUGUUGAUCACCGUACCGGCUUGCCUAAGAACUGUACCAAGUUCUGA